Molecule: messenger RNA, 2906 nt
Organism: Vigna radiata var. radiata (mung bean)
Lineage: Eukaryota; Viridiplantae; Streptophyta; Magnoliopsida; Fabales; Fabaceae
Product: pentatricopeptide repeat-containing protein At3g18970
Exons: 3
Coding region: 743-2161 (472 amino acids)
Biological process (GO): RNA modification
Molecular function (GO): protein binding; RNA binding
Source: RefSeq, a predicted model, not a curated record
CACAUCAAAAUGAAAAGAGAAGGUGUAGGGAAGAAGUGGGGAGGGGGAGGUACAGGAGUAACGCUCCCAUGGAAAUUAAUUGAAAAGUGAUUGGACAGGACAUUGAGCUGAUUUAGUAGGACGACGUCGCUUCGUCAGGGCUUCACCUUACGCAUUCAUUUGGGAGAAAGGGAGCAAUUCACUUGAGAGAAAAGCACUCCUUCGAGAGUUAGGGCUUGCGCGUGAGAAAGCGAAGUGAGAAGAGAGGGAAGCUCCAUUGAUGCCAACCUGACCGGAGCUGACCGGCGGGAAAGUUGAAGAUGACCGGAGCUGCCACGUGGAUAGAUUAAACGGAUGGAAAGAAGAUGAAGGUUGGUCGUCGAUUAUAAAGCGCGAAGCUUCUCGAGCAAGUUUGUUUACAAAUGAAGAAAUGACUGAGAAGCCUCUCAGCAUUCAACUAAAUUGAGUUAAGGAUAUUCUUGGACGAAUGAGGAUGACUUCCAUGUAGAANCUUUUUAANAGAAUUGGAUAGANGGCCANAGUGCUUGGGUACGGGGAUGGUGCUACCAUAGCAGAUUUUUAGGGUUCUAAAUCGUCAUCAUCAUCUUCCUUAUUGUGAUCUGCACAUUAAACUUCUGAAGUUUAAUGUUUGGCGUCAAAUGAAGGUGAAAGGUGAUAUAUGAUAAGGCAGAAUUCUCUAACAUCAAAAUUCAUCACUUGAGCUGAGAUUUUUAAUAUUCUUUUAUGGGCCAUAAUUUACCUCAUGCUGAACUGCCUUUCAAGACUUAGAUGUGUUUCUUUCUUACAUUCUUUUCCCAAAGUGUCCAAAAAUAUAAAGCAAAUCCAUGCCCAGGUAAUUACUAAUGGCCUGAAAUCGCCUGCCUUCUUGGCCAAGUUAAUUGAGCAUUAUUGUGGCUCACUAGACUCACACAUUGCUAAUAAUGCACAUUUAGUGUUCGGGUACUUUGACAAGCCAGACCUGUUUCUCUUUAACACUUUGAUAAGAUGUGUUAAACCCAAUGAUUCUAUUAUAAUUUUUCGAGAUGAGUUUUCUCGGGGACUCAUGUUUUUUGAUGAUUACACUUACAAUUUUGUUCUUGGAGCCUGUGCUCGCUUUCCGUCAGCUUCAACGUUGUGGGUAGGUAGACAACUACAUUCCCUGAUAGUAAAGCAUGGGGUUGGGUCAAAUAUUUUGGUUUCGACUACCAAAAUAUACUUUUAUUCUACCAACAAAGAUAUUAUCUCAGCCCGACAAGUGUUUGAUGAAAUGUCAAUGAGAAGCAGUAUUACGUGGAAUGCUAUGAUAACAGGUUAUUCUUCCCUUAAAGAAGGGAAAAGACAAUAUGCUUUCAAUGCAUUGUCAUUGUUUAAGGACAUGUUGGUUGAUGUACGUGGAAUUAAACCAACAGAUACAACCAUAGUUGCUGUCAUUUCAGCAGUUUCUCAGAUGGGUUUGCUAGAAACUGGUGCUUGCGUACAUGCAUUUGCUGAAAAGACAUUGUGUACUGAAGAUGAUGUGUUCAUUGGGACUGGUCUUGUUGAUAUGUACUCAAAAUGUGGAUGCCUUGAUAGUGCCUUGUCUGUCUUCUGGCACAUGAACCAGAAGAAUAUCUUGACUUGGACGGCAAUGACUACAGGCCUAGCUAUCCAUGGGAAAGGAAAACAAGCCUUGGAGGUUUUAUACAAGAUGGGGGAUUACGGUCUGAAGCCUAAUGAAGCAACUUUUACUAGCUUUUUAUCUGCUUGUUGUCAUGGUGGGCUUGUCGAAGAAGGCCUUCAAUUGUUCCAUGAAAUGAAGAGAACAUUUAAUGUGACACCUCAGAUAAAACAUUAUGGUUGCAUUGUUGACCUUCUUGGUCGUGCUGGAAAGUUAAAAGAAGCAUAUGAAUUUAUCAUGCGGAUGCCAAUUAAUCCUGAUGAUGUAAUAUGGAGGACUCUGCUAGGUGCAUGCAAGAUUCAUGAGGAUGUUGCGAUGGGAGAGAAGGUGGGAAAAUUUCUCCUCCAGUUGGAAGAAUGUAGUCGUCCAGAGUUGACUUCAAAGAGCGAAGACUAUGUAUCUCUGUCAAAUGUUUAUGCUUUAGCAGAAAGGUGGGUCGAAGUUGAAUCUGUAAGGAAACAAAUGAGAGCUAAGAGAAUCUCGAAUAACACUGGUUGUAGCGCUGUUCAAAUUGUCAGUCUGUAGAACGAAGAUCACAGAAAGAGAAUUUUGAGGCAGAGCAUUUGAGUAAACCAACAGAGAUUAACUGUUGAGCGGGACAAUAGUACAUUUCCUUGUCCAAGUAUUUUUGAAGAUGCCCUUGCAAAAUGGAAGUGGCUGAUCCUGUCUAAUGAAUCACUGUCAAAAACAGAUCACUGAAGCAACAUCACACAACAUUUAAUAGGACAUUUGCAAGCAGGAUCUCGUCUAAAAUUUUCAACAUGAUCCUAAAUCGUCCUUAACUUUGUGAAAACCUGUCAGAAUAAGAUCACUUGUUACGAUCUAUAAUUCAAAAACCCUCAAAAGAUCUCCCUGAAACAUUGAUCGCAAAUCCUUCCAGAUUUCCUCUACCUUAUCUAUCCAUAAUAUACUUUUCUUUAUAGGAGAGGAAACAGAAUGGAAUAUCCAAUAUUGAGUAAUUUGGAUCAUUCUUACAUGUUCUAAAAUGGUAGUUGUCGGUUUCAAGAACAGGAACGACAAGGAAACGGCUAGAUAUUACAUGUUGAUGUAGCUUCAAAGGAAAGGUUAAAGAUGGCUUAUAUGUCUUCCCAUCUCGUAAAAAAUUGAAUAUUUACUGUCAACUCUGCCAUAUAACUAUGUGAAUUCUCCUUUUUUUACUGUUAUUCAUGUUCUUACAAAUUGUAAUAUAUCAGAAGAUAUGUGAAUAUAGUUGCCACCUUUCUGUACUUCGAAUACUGUAUAUUCAUGUUCGGCACAGCUCCAUACUCAA